This is a messenger RNA of Sesamum indicum (sesame), 389 nucleotides long. Its product is annotated as heavy metal-associated isoprenylated plant protein 47. The record is from RefSeq and is a predicted model, not a curated record. Lineage: Eukaryota; Viridiplantae; Streptophyta; Magnoliopsida; Lamiales; Pedaliaceae. Gene Ontology annotation, molecular function: metal ion binding.
AGAGUUGCACAAGCCUGGCUAUAUAAACUGAUGACUGAUUUCCAACUUACAGUUCUUUAUAUUCAGGAAGCCGUCCUGCAAUUGCUGUAGUGAAGCAAACGAUGCAGCAGAAAAUUGUUAUAAAGGUACAGCUGAAAUGCAAUAAAUGCAGAUCCAAGGCCAUGAGUAUUGCAGCCAUGGCAUCAGGGGUACUGUCGGUGCAAUUGGAAGGGGACAAGAGAGACCAAGUGGUGGUGAUUGGAGACGGGGUGGAUGCAGCCGGAAUGACCACCUUGCUCAGGAAGAAAGUUGGCCAUGCAAGCCUUGAAUUUGUGGAUGACCUGAAGGAUUAAAUGUGUAUUCAGAAUCUCAGAUGUAGUGACUUCUUGAUAUACAAGUUAGAAAUCAGG